Messenger RNA from Mytilus trossulus (common blue mussel), 1025 nucleotides. RefSeq lists its product as uncharacterized. Bases 47 to 943 code for a protein of 298 amino acids. The transcript has 5 exons. NCBI's taxonomy places the organism in Eukaryota, Metazoa, Mollusca, Bivalvia, Mytilida, Mytilidae. The record is from RefSeq and is a predicted model, not a curated record.
AGAAACCUAACAUACAUUACGAUCUUUGGAAUUUUUGAAUUUUUGAAUGAAGAUGAUAUUUUUUUUUAUUCAUAUUUUGUAUAUUUUUAAUGAAUCUGCAUGCUCUUUUUCAUUUCGAUCUGACACAUAUGAGGUAUUAAAAGGAAUCAAAUUGUUGAAUACUUAUUACACAUUAUCAUUAAAUCAUAACAGUACGAAUACAUGCGCAGUGUACUGUUUAGCCGACAUAGCAUGUGUUUCAGCGAAUUACAACAUGGUGACAACGCAAUGUGAACUAAAUUCAAAAGGUCCUCUAGAUGAAUCAGCCAACAUAGAAGAAGAUAACGAAUGGAGAGUGUUGUAUUCAAAAGGGGAUCUACCACCAAGCUCAUGGGAGUUGAUAUUCAGAGGGACUGCAGGAAUUGGUGUAAAGAUAUAUGACUCGUACGUCGGUACAAUCUCACUCCCCACCCAUGAAGUUGGAUGUCAGUUACCUGUUACCCAUAACUUGACUUGCACUACACAUUACCGUGAUCCAAUUUUAGACAUUUGGAGUUCACAAAGCAUUCUCAAGGUAAAAGUAGCCAUGUACAAAGAUAGUGUAAUGGUAAUGAACAUGGUUUUCAACAAUACAGAUAAUGGAUUGAAUACAGACUGGUACAGUCCAGAUCAACUUAUUUAUAGUUCGUAUACUGACAUGACAACAGUUGGAAUCACAUACAACUACUUCAGUAUUCAAGGUGAUGAAGCGGUAGAACGAAGAUUUUAUAUCAACAACAAUUACAAUGGAUGUCCGUUUGAUAUGGGAUGGAUAGCAGUGUUUGAAUUUGGUUUUACUUGCUCAUAUGAGAUAGGAUUGCAGUAUCCUGCUUUUGCAUACAUGCCAAAUAAUAUUAUGGGUCAAUGGGACCUUAAAGCUUUCCAGUUUGCAGACGCAUUAGCAAUUUACAUACAAAGUAACUAGCCAUGUAUGAGUCAUAGAGGAACAACAGUUUAUUUCGAAAACAAAUACUAAUAUAUAACCCAUAUUGUUUAGCUGCACAGAA